Parnassius apollo (apollo) is the source of this 627-nucleotide messenger RNA. NCBI's taxonomy places the organism in Eukaryota, Metazoa, Arthropoda, Insecta, Lepidoptera, Papilionidae. The record is from the annotation of a GenBank genome assembly.
AUGGAAAACGAGGAUGGUAUGGAUGAUGGAAUUUUAAAAUGGAAAGAUAAGCGGGACGUGAUGAUGCUUUCUACUAAACAUUCUGAUAAAAUGUCAACAAUCGCCAAAAAGGGCAAACAGAUUACUAAGCCGAAAGUGAUUUUAGAUUAUAAUAAGUCAAAAGGAUCUGUCGAUAUGAGCGACCAAAUGUCGUCGUAUUCUUCUCCCUUACGUAAAACUAUUAAGUGGUACCGGAAACUUGGUAUUGAGAUUUUGUUGAAUACUGCCGUAGUAAAUGCAUGGAUUAUGUUUACCGAAACUAGGAACACAAAAAUGUCAAUCGUAGAGUUUCGGAAAUCUCUAGUAGACUAUCUAACAAGCUCGUCAGAUUCUCAGCAGACUGAGUCAGGAGUAACGGUAUCAAGACCCAAACGUUUGAAGCACGAGUUGCUAACAAAAACUGGGACAGUGAGAAAUACUAGACGAUUUUGUGUACACUGUUACAAAGAUAUGGUAAAGCAGUUUGGACGAAAAUUGGCGAAAAAUAAAGCUAAACUACUUAUACUUUUUGCGCUCAAUGUGAUGGAAACCCACAUAUCUGUUUAUCCUGUUUUAAUAAGAUCCAUCGUUAUGUUUAGUUCUUUCUAG